AUGGUAGCAACUAGCACUGCAUAUUCGAACAGGACAGUUGCUGAAAUGUCGAGUUUAGAUAAAUCGCCAAUGGCCGAUGCACAUUAUGGACGAAGUAUGCCACGGUUUGUUUUCACCCCUGAUACUUUACCCUAUCAUCCUCCAGGUUCUUACUUUCCUCCAUUUCUCGCCCUUUCCUACCCCUCGUAUCCCUUGGGGCCCCGUCCUUCGCCAGCGAAUGGCAGUCCAACGCCUCUUCUUCGACCAAACGUAGUCAGCCAUAGCGGAUAUCCUCUUGUGCUGAAUUCUCCUGUGCUGAAUAUUCAAGUGAAUACUGGUCAUUCUGCACCUCAAACAACCAGUCUUCAAAACCUUGGAGAAAAAAUUCCUACAAAAGCUGUUAAUACUAAUAAGUACCAAGGUGCGGACACAACGUUUAAUUCUGAGGACGUGUACAAACAGCAAUCCCAAAGCUCUGCAACAUUGCCUGGAACACCUACCCGUAAGGACAGUAAAGCACCUGCUGAGAAAGAAGGGAAAGCGACAAAGAAUAUUCUUAAAAAAUUCGUUGCUGAUGGAAUGGAACAGUAAGUUGUUUAACUGGUUUAACCCAAUGGAGGAUACUUUGUGGGGGGGGGGGUUGACAACGUUUUCGUUUCUGGGAAUCUCAGUGUUACACCAUAUGACAAAUUUUUUGUGUCUGGAAAUCUCAGUUCUUUGUGAACAUUUUUGCCUUCAAUUUUAUGUAAUAUAACACCUUAGUUUAUCGUCUACAAAUGCUUUCAUGGUUGCAAGAGUAUUAUUACGGCUAUGUUACACGGUUCAGCUAGCAGAAAUUAUAAGUGGGGUGGGCGGCGCCGGCUGCCACCCCCUCCCCGUUUGCUAGUGUCCGCCGCAGGUUUUACCUCAAUAAAAAGAUGAAACCCUUUCAAAAGCAUGCUUUUGAAAAGGUAUAGUUUCGCAGCUUUUCAGGCAUUUUUACAACGGUUGGAAAAGUCCCUAUCCGCUGGAUGGCGUUAUCCGGUCUCCGCGUAUAAGUGACCCCAGCGAUGUUUCUCAAUUUUUGGCAAGGUUUGAAAAAGUCCCACCAGAAUUUCCACGGUAGAAUGCAGAACAACGUACACUGUAUUCACCACCAAAUUCACCAGUCAAGUGAAGUGCAGUAACAUUUUUUAAAUCAACUUACCAGGGCCUAUAUACAACAAGAAGACUUAAUUUCUUUACCAGGUAGGAAAAUUAGGACUAGCUAGGUUCCAGUGAGGCAAAAACUGCCCAGGGAGGUAAAAGUAUCUUGCCAGACCGGAUCUGUCAGAUGAAAUCUAUUACAGAGCGCUGUAUUAUAUCUAUGCAUAUUUCUACUUUUUAGGGUGCUUUCUGAAGUGAACUUCGAGAAACGUUUUGCUGAACUACCAGAAUACACCCCAAAAUGUGCUACUAUAAACGUCGAGAGUCCGCCUAAAAAUAAGGAGGACUUGAGACAAGGAGAGACCUCGUGUAAAGCAAGUAUCUCUAACAUUGGUGCGAGUUCCUCUCCUGCUGGCAAAUCAUGGAAAACGCAUAACGAUAGCCUCGACGCGCUUGCCGAAGCUGCCGCAGGGGUAGGCAGCAACCAAGAGGGACCAGCCAGCAAUGGCCUAAAACGUAAUAUGGAUCAGAAGAGAAACUUGGUUCAGCAGUUUCUUCUGGAGCACGGAUUAUUUCCCACGGAAAAAGAAACAAAUGACUUUUUAGUCGAGCACAAUGAUAUCUUUCCAAACAAAUCCAAUUUGCAACUUAAAAUCCGUGAAGUUCGUCAAAAAUGUAUGCAAAGGUAAGACUUUAAUUAAGAACAUUUCUAACUACCGAGAACUCGUCAAAGAAUCGCAUUUUAUGUUGUCGCUGAUCUGUAUCUUAAUUUGUAUUGAUAGGGACCGAGAUGUCAGAAUUCAAAGGGAUUAGCCCAUCACCUGCGUUGUUAUUUUGUCACAUGGUAGAAAUGUGGGUAAAUUUCAUGUCGGUAAGAUAGUUAAAAUUAAGAUUAAAAAAAUAAGGUAUAUGGUGGCACCGAUUGUAACGUAAUAUUGUCACGUAGUGUGUAGUAUAUAGUAUAUCUAAGUUAUAAGUUGAUGUUUGUUUUGGUUAAAAUAUAAAGAAGAUUGCAUGGCAUAUUUAUUGUUUAUCAAUAAUCCAAGUGUCCAUGUGGAUAUUGAUGUUAUAGUCAUAUCAAGACACACCCAGUCAUUAGAUUUUCGUCACAUUUUGUUUCUUGUUUGUUAUUUGCUAAUGAUUGGGAAAGCUGUCUAACGUGUUGGGCCUAUUUAACAAUUAGUCGCCGAAGGCGAGGUGAUUGUAAUCACCGAGCCUGAGGCGACUAAUUGUUUUAGUAUAAAUUUCCAGGUGUUUACAAACAAUAAUCCACACAACUUUAUAAAAAUUCACUUCAAAUAAAUUUAUUUUCACUAUAAAUAGCCAGUUUGUUUACAAAAUUUAAAUCUCAGACACGGCUCUGUGUCGCGUUGCGACUAAGCCAGUUUUUUUUCCAGAUAAAAGCACGUAAAGUUUAAUAUUUUACCUUGAAAUAUUUUUAAACCAUAUUUUGUAGCUUGUUUGGGUUUUUUCGGAAUGCUAUCUUCUUUAAUUUUGGCAAUUUCCUCCUCUGUUACUACGGCAAAACGAGCAGCCAUUUUGAAAAAAAAGCUAUAGUCACUGACCAGUGACUAUCACUUCAGAGACAGUGAAUCUUGACCAAUCAGAAUGCAGAAAAAUCAAUACUCACUUGGAAAUUUAUACUAAUCAAUCAUAGUCAAUCGAGUAUGGUUUGGACACUCGGAAAAUUUCAAUUAGUCUCUAUAAUGUGCUGCGGUUUUAUGUUGAGAUUGACCGUGCACAAAUCUUUUGAAAUUUUGCUCGCUUGAUUAUUUCAGUGGUACGGUGAUUUGAGGUGAUGUCAUUGGAUGGGUAUUUCAUUGGGCAAAAAGUCAUUGUCUUCACCGUGCAAAAGUUUGCAUAAACAUGGAGAAAAAUAGGACAAAAGAGAUUCCAGACCAUAUGUUAAUUGACUAUGAUUCAAUUCUCUUUGUUAAACUGAAAGUUUUUUUAAAAAGACAAUUAGACGUAAAACAUUUAAAAAAGUAUAAAAACUGUUUAGAAAAUAUUUGCAUGCAUGAUGGUGAGCCUAAAUACAUGGCAAGAGAGGUAAAACUGCAUAUUAAGUUGCAUGUUUUGAUUGCAUUUUGAAGAAAAAUUCUUGAAUUGCAUGACUUUUCUAUUUUUAUUUUGUAGUACA
Messenger RNA from Paramuricea clavata, 3244 nucleotides. The record is from the annotation of a GenBank genome assembly. NCBI's taxonomy places the organism in Eukaryota, Metazoa, Cnidaria, Anthozoa, Malacalcyonacea, Plexauridae.